Messenger RNA from Pundamilia nyererei, 1045 nucleotides. It is a transcript of the gene ndufs8b, whose product is annotated as NADH:ubiquinone oxidoreductase core subunit S8b. Gene Ontology annotation, cellular component: respiratory chain complex I; membrane. Gene Ontology annotation, biological process: mitochondrial respiratory chain complex I assembly; mitochondrial electron transport, NADH to ubiquinone. The coding region runs from base 130 to 768 and encodes 212 amino acids. The transcript is spliced from 7 exons. NCBI's taxonomy places the organism in Eukaryota, Metazoa, Chordata, Actinopteri, Cichliformes, Cichlidae. Gene Ontology annotation, molecular function: 4 iron, 4 sulfur cluster binding; NADH dehydrogenase activity. The record is from RefSeq and is a predicted model, not a curated record.
UAGGUGACGGUGAAUACAACAUCAACGUGGAGGCCUUGAAUGCAGCAUUAAUAGCAUUGCACAGUUUAGGGACUAUUGCCUCCUUAGUGUUGAUCAUCAUAAACUUGUGCCAGUGCUUUCUCUGCUCAGAUGUCUGCAGCACUGAGUCUACGUCUUCUCCACUGCUACUCCAAACAAGGUACAUUUGGAUAUGGCUGCGGUGCAAUUCGCCCGCUGAGUCUCAGUGUGCAGAGAGACGGCUACAAGUAUGUAAAUGCUCAGGAGCUGCCAACAGACAUGAGAUCCAUCACUGACCGGGCUGCCACAACCCUGCUUUGGACCGAGCUCUUUAGAGGUUUGGCAAUGACCAUGAGUUAUCUGUUCCGUGAACCUGCCACCAUCAACUACCCGUUUGAGAAGGGUCCUCUGUCGCCCCGCUUUCGUGGGGAGCACGCCCUCCGCCGCUAUCCUAACGGAGAGGAGCGCUGCAUUGCCUGUAAGCUUUGUGAGGCUGUCUGCCCUGCUCAGGCUAUCACUAUUGAAGCUGAGACUCGAGCCGAUGGCAGCAGGCGGACCACACGCUAUGACAUCGACAUGACCAAGUGCAUCUACUGCGGCUUCUGCCAGGAAGCCUGUCCUGUUGAUGCCAUUGUUGAGGGUCCGAACUUCGAGUUCUCCACAGAGACCCACGAGGAGCUGCUAUACAACAAGGAGAAGCUACUCAACAACGGAGACCGAUGGGAGGCUGAGAUAGCAGCCAACAUACAAGCAGACUAUCUGUACAGAUAGACUCACUGUGGGAAGGUCCUGUAUGUCCUCCUGAUAUGCAUUUAAAGAGAUUACUGGCGGUUUUACAGUUAUGCCAGCGGGUUCCGAGUGGUAAAGCCUCAUACACUGAGGAAAUUCUAUAAAAAAGGCACAAAUUGUAUGCCUCUUGGGUGUAGUUGUACUUUUUUGAUGUUGAGCUGUAGCACGUCAAAGCUUGCAAUAUAAGAGUAUAUUAUUUGAAAUGUUUGUUUUAAAGAUAUUGACAGACCUGUUGCAAAUUUCACUAACCGAAUUGAAA